Messenger RNA from Colletotrichum destructivum, 4776 nucleotides. RefSeq names its product Putative fungal domain of STAND protein. The coding region runs from base 265 to 4668 and encodes 1467 amino acids. Gene Ontology annotation, molecular function: protein binding. The transcript is spliced from 2 exons. Lineage: Eukaryota; Fungi; Ascomycota; Sordariomycetes; Glomerellales; Glomerellaceae. The record is from RefSeq and is a predicted model, not a curated record.
CACAGCCUGACGAUCGAGAUUACAAGGUUUCGCGAUAUCAAACACGCUUGCCACAUCCCUCAGGGAACUCGGGAAGGGUCACUCACUCCUAACCAGAGUGCACUUCAAACAAGCGUUCUGCGAUACAGCGCUUGGAAGCAUCUUUCCUGCCUGACCGCGCGACCACAACACCACUGAAACCGAGGCGCCAGGUAGUCAGUCAUCUUCGUAUUUUCCUGGUUAUUGACACUGAGAAACCGGCUUCUGGUCGCAAUAAGCGUAACAAUGGAGGCGGUUGGGGCGGCCGCCAGCAUUGUAGCGCUCGUUGAGAUAUCCGCGAAGUUGGGUCGGCAAUGCGUCGACUACAUCAAAAAGGUCCGGGGGUCGAAAGACGAAAUCAGAAGACUCGCGACGGAGAACGAUGCUCUCGCACAAAUCCUCAAACAGAUCCAAGAUCUACUCAGUGAUGAUAUCAAGUCUGCGAGCGUCAGACAUCAGCUGGAUUCAUCCCAAAAGCUCCACAAGAACCUGACCAGCUGCGGGAAGAUGUUGCAAGAUUUGACGGCAAAGUUGGACCAAGAGCCGAACGCGAGCCGGUGGAAACGCUAUGUAGGGGCUCUCAAAUGGCCGCUCUCCAGUACAGAGGUGUCAGAGGCCAUUUCGGCGCUGCAUCGUUGGCGAGAGAUGUUCCAAACAGCAUUGUCCAUUGACCAAGUCAACAUCGCUCGGCGGAUAGAAGAUGCCCUCGACGUUGCCAACCUUCCUUUUGCAAAGGGCGCGGCUUUUGAUGACUACGACAAUGAGCUAGAGCCGCGCUGUCACCCAGAGACGAGAAUGGAUUUGCUUCGUCAGGUUGCCAGCUGGGCCGAUACCCCAGAGGGGAAAUGCGUUUUCUGGCUGUGCGGUCCUGCCGGGGCCGGAAAGUCCACCAUCUCCCAGACGGUUGCACACACCUUUGCAGAGAGAAACCAGCUAGGCGCAAGCUUUUUCUUCAACAAAACCCGAGAUGGGCGUAAUACGGCGAACCUCUUCGUCACGACAAUCGCAAGGCAGCUCGCACGGAGGGUUCCCAAGCUUAAGGAUCUCAUCUUAGCGGCCAUCCAAAAGGACCCUGACCUGCCCGGCAAGGCUCUUCGCACACAGUUCAGCAGUCUAGUGUUGGAGCCUCUGAAAACCUUCGAGCCUGAAGGGCUUCUGGUUCCCACGCUGGUCCUAGUCGUUGACGCUCUGGACGAAUGCGAAGCAGAGAACCUCACCGGAGCCGACACCCGAUGUGAAAGAAGUCGUAUGAUUAUCAACCUUCUCGCAAGUAUGGCCUCCGUAAAAGGCUUCAACAUGCGCGUCUUCCUUACCAGCCGGCCGGAAGUCCCGAUCCGAUUGGGAUUCCGCGAUGAGAUUCCUCGGGAUUCGCACCAAAGUUUAGCCCUACACAACAUACCCGAAUCAAUCAUCAAGCACGACAUCGGGGUUUUCCUGGAAAGCCAUCUCGAGCAGAUACGAUCUUCAUAUCAAAUACCCCAGGAGUGGCCGGGGGAGGACGCUGUAAUGCGACUCGUUGAGCUCUCCACGCCUCUGUUCAUAUAUGCGGCCACCAUUUGCAAGUUCAUCAACGACCCAAGUCGGCGAUUCAGCCCUCGAGCGCAGCUAGAGGAAUUCAUGGAACGCAGCCAAGGUGCAACAGAUAUCGAGACAACCUACAAGCCAGUCUUGGAACAAAUCCUGCGAGGACUAAACGAUGCCAGGCAAGAAUCCGAACUUGUACAGUUUCGCAGAAUUGUCGGGUCUAUCAUCUUGUUGGCAGACCCGCUUCCCCUUCGAUACCUGUCCCAACUUCUUCAAACUGAUUCGGAUAAGGUUGUCUGCCACCUGAACAACCUGCAUUCCGUGCUGAACGUGCCCGAAGACAACGACUCUGAUAGCCCCAUCAGUCUCUUCCACUUGUCGUUCAGAGAGUAUCUGCUAGCCAACCCAGGUGGGAAGAACCGGUUCUGGAUCGAAGAACAGUCCAAGCAUGGCGAACUGCUGGACUGCUGUCUGGAAGUCAUGAGCAACAAACCCGGCAAAGAGUUCUGCUUGAAAAACGACAUAUGUCAACUGAACGAGCCUGGAGUUUAUCGAGAAGAUGUCCCAUCUGAUCACAUAAAGCGACACAUUCCUCGCCAUCUAGAGUACUCAUGCAUCUAUUGGGUCCAUCACUUACACAGAAGCCACAAAACCGACCGCACGAAGGACAAGGUGUAUGAUUUCCUCUCCCAACACUUUGUUCAUUGGGUCGAAGCGAUGAGCUGGCUCGGCAAGAUUGAACAGGUCGUUGAAGAAGUCAUGGCGCUUCAAGACCUCUACUCCCUGAACACCGAUGCGGCCAGCUUUCUGAGAGACGCCUGGCGGUUCUUGGUCGAGCACAAAUACAUCAUCGACUUGACGCCGUGUCAAGUCUACUCGUCCGCGCUGCUCUAUUCCCCCCAGAACUCAGUCAUCAGAAAGACGUUUUGGCCCGAGAUCCCGGAAUGGAUUCUCAAAGCCCCUGGAGCGGCGCUAGACUGGAACGCCACCUCACGGCCGAUCAAACGGUAUCGCCAAGAUAUUGGCUCAGUGGCUUUCUCGCCGGACGGUGGCAUAGUGGCAGCGGCCACCGGAAAAGAGAUCGAUGUUUUAAGAACAGUAUCUGGAACAGUUCUGGAAACACUCAGCGAGUUCGAUAGCAGUCCAUUGUGUGUGGUCUUUGUUAGCAACACCAGACUUGCUGUCGGUCUUCAGUCAGGUACCAUCAUCUUUUGGGACUUUGAGCAGGACCGCAAAACGCCCGUACACCUGUCUGACUCUCCAAUCACAUAUCUUGCCGUUUCGGUAACGGGUCGGACGGUCUCUGCGUUCGAAGAAGGCCGCGUUUGUCUGUUGGAUGAGGAUCAUCAUGUCGUGCAUGACUGGCACGCUUCCUGGUAUUCUCGCCCGAGUGAUUACCAGUCCCCAUUACAGGUUGAGGACACGGUCACUUUUCCCAAUGAUCUCAGCGUGGCCUACUCGCCCGAUGGGACAUUUCUUGCUUUCACCACGCUAGGCCAGUCUGACAAUAUUGAAAUAUACGAUGCUGGGUCUGGACUCCGAGUUCGAGAGAUACCGGCACCCGACGGCUUCGUGUUCGGCGAAUUGGCAAUUUCGCCUAAGAACUUACUGCUGGCAGCCGUAGGCGUGGUCGAAAAAUCGACGUACUCAUUGAAGUUAGACACGGUUUCGAAAGAUGCAUACGCAUGGGACUUGGAUCGAUCGAGUGACUCUCCGACGUAUCAUCUGGACGUGACUUUGGGCAUCUCCCAGAGACCAAGCUUCAACAAGAACGAGAUGCUGGCAAUCGUCGACGAUACAUUCAAACUGUCUCUUUGGGACGGUCUUCGCGAUUCGCCCCAGUUGAUAGCUGAAAUUGACAACGUCUGCGAUCCCUGUUGGUCUCCAGAUGGCAAACAAAUCCUCGCCAUCAACCGCUUCGAAGGCGAGGUAAAAGUCAUCGACAUAGACCAUCUCGAAAACGCUAGCCAACAAGAUAAAUCAGAGCACAGUGUAGAUGCACCGUUAGAUCCUCGUUUUCUGCAACUGGUUUCUUCGCCUGAUGGCACCCGUGUCGCUAUGAUUUCUGGACGGGGCAGUCUCAAGGUGUGGAACAUCAACACUGCCAACGGGGGAGACCUCACGGCUUGCCUGUGCGUAGAUCCGAGGCCAUCGUUGAGCAAAGUGUAUGAUUGCGUCACAGCCGAAUGGAGUCCAGACAGCAGGUUCGUGGCUGUCGCGUUGCCCGAGGAGUUGAUCAUUUACCAGAGCUUGCCAUCGUCAAGCCACUUCGAACAAACGCACAGUCGUGGCUACGACCAACCGGCUCACCGUAGCCAAAGUUGCCUAUCCUUCUCCCCGUGCGGUGGCCACCUUGCGAUGGGCGAAGACUUGGAAAAGCCUCGGGUUACGGUUUGGGAUUUCCCUUCACUUCAAGUCCGCUGGGUGCGGAAUGUGGAGGCCGAGGGGAGCGAGUACAGCUUCAACGUGCAGCUGAGAAUUGCGCCCGGUGGGAAACAUUUGGUCUUGCUCCUGUGGUCAACUCUCCAACUCAUGGACCUGGACUCGGGCGCAGUCAUGUGGACCAAGAAGUUUGAUAACACUCUGCAAUCCAUGGCGCUCAACUCGGUCGGAUCGAUGAUUGCAGUUUUUGCCUUCGACUUGUUACGCCACGAUGAUGACGAUGACAGCGAUAACGUCGAUGCCGGAGGUUACCAAGUUGAUCUCUUUGCUGCGGAGGGUGGGAGGCUUCUCGAAAAGAUGGUACUAACAAAGUCUCGUCCAAAUUUUCCCUUACUCUAUUCCUUUAUGUCAUUUGCUGGUCGGGAUAAAUUCGUCGUGGUUAACGAGCAUUUGUUCGACGUGAACAAUGCGAACGUCAGUUCCCAAGAUGGCGGUUGCGACGCCAUAAUCAAACGCGCAUGUCAAGUCUCACGUGGCUACCGUCGGGGCCACACAGGCAUCUGGAUAGUAAAAGACGGUCGCGGAUUAUUGCAUGUACCAAGUCAUUGCGACAUAGGCGUGGAAAAGAACUGGAUCUUUCAUCCGCAUCGGCAAGUAAGCUUCGACAAGAGGACAAAUAAGCCGUUCGUCAUCGAGCUAGCCUGCGACAACUGCAUUUUCGAGGACGGAUGGGACAAGAGCUAGAGGGGGAUUGUUACUACAUGUAUGUGAAUACAGUCAUAUCCCCAAAACAAGACCGUGAGGAGGUAGGUAGCCUGUGCAUUCUACUAGGCCUUGGUUUGGCUUCAGACC